CUUGUUAAUUUAUAUUACAAAACAAUAACACAUUCCGAAAAGCAAACACACAGCACACACAACUACAACACGCACAGUCCGCAGUAUCGCGGUAACCAAAGCAAAAAAAAAUAUACAAAAACUGGCAAAAACCUACAUUUUAGCUUUUACUUUCGGCAAAGGGAUCCAAGAUGCCCCGCGUGAAGCCCACCAAGAAGCUCGAUGUCCUGGGAAACCUGGACCUGCGGCCCGAGGAUGCCGUGGGAGACUAUAUCAGCUCCAAGCAGCAGAAGAAAUUCUUCGUGCUCAUCCUAGUCAUGCAGUUUGAGCUUUUAAUGAUUAAUGAUUUAUGCUACAAGGAUACUUAUAUUUGGUAACUACUCUAUGACCAUACAUCAAAUCCUGUAGAAUUCCGCCGAAUUCGGACUCCGCCGGCGACUCCAUUGAACUGAUAUAUGUGAACAAUCUUCGCGAGCACGAUGCCAUGCUCAAGCUGCAGGAGGAGAUGCUGACCAGUGCCAAGCGGCAGACCAAGCUGAACUCCGCCAGAGUUAGGAACAUGUACAAGAUCCAGGAGCGCCUGAGGCGGCGCUUCAUCGAGGUGAACAGCUUCAUCAAGGACUGCGCGGACAAGAAGAGAGUGGCCGACAAGACCGCCCAAGCGGAGACGCUCUACCACAAAGAGCUCGGCGAGGGCAUUGAGAGCUUCAAGGACUCGAUCGACGAACUCAAGGCCUUUCGGGAGGCUCUCAAGGCCACCGUACAGGAGUUCCAGCCCUACGAGAAGGUACUCGACGAGGUGGUGAAGGUAUCCGACAUAUUCGUGUCGCCAAAGGACUGCACUGAUCGCUGCGAUGCGCUGAUGCUGGCUCAAGUGGAGAUCACCAAAUUGGAGCAUCAAAAGCUCCAAGACAUCGAGGGCAUGCGGCAGCGUAUGGUGCAGAUUACAAAUGAAGCGGCUCUAACUGUACUGGGUCUAAAAAACGACCUGGCCAAACUGGAACGAUCCUAUAACGAGUCCAGGGUCCAGUGCCUCAGGUGGGAAAAGAUCCUGGCCCAAACCAAGGACGCCAUCAACAAUAGCUAUAUGGACAAAGAGCGCACAAUAGAUGCGAUCACCAACCUUCACAGAAUCCUUCUACGGCGAAGAGACAUACAUUCCUUCCCUGCUCGCGGCGACUUGGACAAGGUGUUGGAUUCCAUCAAGAGCGAAGUGGAAAUACUAACUGGCGUUAUAAAGGAAAUCGAGUCAUCUGACUCCGCGGUGAAGCACGAGGAAGCCAGAGAUAAAACUCUGUGCUAAGUGGAUAUGCAAAUUGCUAGUAUUGGUAGGAAGGCUUAGGCACACCUUAAAACUAUUAAAACUAUAAAACUCUGGACUUCUUUAUAAAACAA
Molecule: messenger RNA, 1374 nt
Organism: Drosophila teissieri
Lineage: Eukaryota; Metazoa; Arthropoda; Insecta; Diptera; Drosophilidae
Exons: 4
Coding region: 464-1282 (272 amino acids)
Source: RefSeq, a predicted model, not a curated record